AAAGGCCACCUCAGGCAACAGCAGCAGCAGUUGAGGAGUGAAAGGGUGGCGAGGUGUAUGUGAGAAGACGACUUGGAGGAGAGUGGACUCGUUAGUUGGUACUUCAUAUUUUCCUUUAUUUUAUGCAUAAAAGACAACAACCUCUCGCUUGGCGCUGAGUGACUAUGAGUGGGCCAGUGGUUUCUGCGGGAACUGAUAACUUGAUGGCCCGGAUCGGGGAGGGCGAGCGGAGUCAGAGUUCAGGUGGACAGCCGCUGAAGCUGGCACAUCGGUCACCAACCGUUGGCCCUGGCGUCGUGCCGGGGAUGCAGGCCGAUCCGAGCCGUGACAGCAGAGGGCGAGCGCCGCUCGAGUGCGCGAGUGACGCCGAAACUGAGCUUGUCGUCCCAGCGCAAGGAGGCGGUGGCAGCGGCGGAGGAGGAGGAACUCCAGCCGUGGUAGGAGGAGGAGGAGGGGGAGGAGGCAGCAGCGGAGGAGGUGGUGGCAAGAGGAGACACCGGAGGCGACCGUCCAAGAAGAAGCGUCGCUGGAAGCCCUACUUCAAGCUAUCUUGGGAGGAGAAGAAACAGCUGGAUGAGAGAGAGAGCGUACGGGCGGCCAAGACCCGGGCCGAGAUGUUCGCGAAAGGUUUCACCGUGGCUCCUUACAACACCACCCAGUUCCUCAUGGAGGAACACAACCAGGAGGAGCCCGACCUCAACACCGGCGUCUGCCCUAAACGUGUCAACAAGUCGGAUGAGACGAGCGAGGAAGAAGAGCUGGAAGAGGAGGAUCAGGACAGCGGCAGUGAUGGCAUGGGAGGCAACGGCAGCGAAUUCCUGCAGAGAGACUUCUCCGAAACUUACGAGAAGUAUCACGCAGAGAGCCUGCAGAACAUGACCAAGCAGGAGCUGAUUCGGGAAUACCUGGAGCUGGAGAAGUGUCUGUCCAGGCUGGAGGAUGAGAACAACCGGCUGCGGUGUCGCUUGGAAGGGAAGAAACUGGCCCGGGGUAACGAGGUGAUGGAAAACAAGAUCAGAGAACUGGAAGGAGAGAUUGAGAGACUGAGAGCCGAAAACCUCGAGCUCCAGGAAGAAAACGAACAGUAUAAACGGAAAAAUAGACUGUCGGAAAAUGAUUAAAACGUGAACUCGGGUUACAAAUCUAAAAACGACCAUAUUUUUAGUCUGUACAAAUUCUAGAUUUGUUUUGGAUUCUGUUUAUUUGACACGAUCUAAUUGGCUUAUUUUGAAAUUUGGGUUAGGAUAACUUUUUUCCCCCUUUUUACAUUUUUAGCAUCUGCCUUUGCAGAAAGUUGGAAAUAACUUUAACUUGUGUUUUAUACAAGUCUUUCCCCAGCCACAUUUUGCUACGUGUGUAAUCUGAACCAAACUAUAGGCAGGUAGAGGAGAUGAAUUCUCUACACUUUUUAAUAACAUGGGUUUUAUUUUGGGGAUGUGAUUUUUUUUAAACCAGUAUGUUAAGUUACUUUCUGUCAGUUGAUUGUAGACCUGAUUUUCUGAAAUGUUGCCAAAUGUAUAAUGCCUAUGGUACACAAUCCUCUGUUUAGAGGAAGAUCUGUCCAAACCAUUAAAUUAUGGAUAUUUAAAAAAAAUGCAUGGAUUUUCAAUGGCUGUUCUAAACCAGUGGGUAGUUAUCCCUCUAUUUGUUGAUUUUAUCACCUUUUAAUAUUUGACUCGACUAUUCAAUUGUUCAGGAGCAUUGGCUAUUCCUGUUAAUGUUUUUCUUUUGUGAAAGCCCUUAAAUGUGUAACUUUGUGUAUUGAUCCACUUUUUUUCUCAAAUUGUUCCAUUUAUUGUGGGAAUUAUAUGGGGCAAACCAAACUAGCAAGUAACCAAUGUUAACACGAAAUCCGCAGAUGCUGGAAAUUCAAGCAACACACAAAAUGCUGGUGGAAUGCAGCAGGCCAGGCAGCAUCUAUAGGGAGAAGCACAGUCGACGUUUGGGGCCGAGACUCUUUGUCUUUUCUUUCCGUUAGUCUUGGCCCCAAACGUUGACUGUGCUUCUUCCCAUAGAUGUUGCCUGGCCUGCUGUGUUUCACCAGCAUUUUGUGUGUGUUGCUUGAAGUAAGUAUGUUUCAAAUUUCUGUUAUAAAAUGUGGCAACAACAUCUUGGCUGUACUUCCCAAGGAAAAACGUGGGUAUUAAGAUUGAGGUGAAAUUUGUAAAGAAAAACACAACACAAUGUACCUUUUACAUGGCACUAAAUGAAUUUAAAAAAUAAAAUUAGUGUCUUUAAAUUCUUGUGUUUAAUAACGAACAAAUAAUUUGGGAGCUUAGUAGUUCUUUCCAUUAGUGGUUGAGCAUUCUGCAAAAUUAUUUUUUUUAAUAUCUAUGGAUCUGGAGCUUAAAGUUUGGGGAUUUAUCAUUUUAAAGGCCUUUUCAGUUGCUAUUGGUCUCUGAUGGAAUAAGUGUGACUAGAGAUGUAAUAAAGGUGUGUCCUUAGCUGAUUGGUUGUAACUUUAAAGAGGAGAGUAGUUUGAGUAAACUGAGGCAAUAAUGAGGACACCUUUCUCCUUUUAUUGUCCCCCAAUCAAUGGGCAGGUUACUUUGUGGUUAACUGUUAGUCGCUACUCUUGAUGAAUGGAAAGGAUCCCAUUUAUUACACUACAACGGGAUUGCUGGAAUUCAACUUCUGCUUGCAAUAUUUCUAUUGGAGACAUUUUUGAUACGACAAUGUUACAACUUGGUUAGAAACUGGUGAGUUUUGGAACUGUUGAAAUUAACCAUUUAAAGGAGUAUAGAUUGAAAGGUAUUGUAAUAUGAGAAUCAAAAUUAUUACUAUUGCAAUAAACUGUGCAGGUGAAUUUUGUCUUGCCAAAUAGAACAAAGCCAUUUUGUACUCAAAAUUUAGCUACUAAUUAUGUUUGACAAUUCCAGUGUUCAAGAAUUGUCUCACAUUUGUUCCUUUUUUUUUGAUAGGAUGAAUUUCCCCUAGAAUGUCAUCAGUAUAGUUGUUGUCAAAACUGUUAAUCAGACAUAUUGUAGCUUGAGAAGUAAAGGUUACUGUGUUUUGGCUCAAUUUCAAGUUAGUACCUUACUCAGAGAAGCCAGUAUUUUGAAAGUUUUGGACACUUUGUAAACGUGUAUGUAAUAUGGUUGUUGUCUGACUUAUGAGCUCAACAAUGAAUAGGUAGUCUGGAAAUAUUCAAAUAGCUUUUUUAUUAGGUGAGUACUGACAUUCAGACAGAUUUCAAUGCUCCCCAUGGUUGCUAAGUGAUUCUCUUGUGUUGGGGUUCCCCACCUGGGGUCCACAGACCUCUUGCUUAAUGAUACUGGUUCAUGACAUUAAAAAAAAGAUUGGGAACCCCUGUUCUACUUGAAUAGUAACUGAUGGAAACAAAAAAAAAGUAGUUAAUAAAAAUCAGAAAUGUUCAGUUUUCCAAAGCUGACUAUAAAUGGUUAGUAAGUUAAUGUUAUUUUAAUGUGCAUCUUGCCCUUAUAAUGGCCAUGUUUUUCUGUUCACUUUUCUUGGUUCAAGGCUAUAUUUGACUUUUUUUUUGCACUUACUUUUUUUUAAAUUGUACUUGAUUUGAUAUACGAGGAAGUGUUGGAAAUUUCCUCUAAGUUGUAGCAUUAGGUUUUGCAAGGUACCUGUUAAGAUUACUUGUAAAUGGCUCUACUUCCAAGAAGACCCAACAGAUGAAUUAAAAUGGACACGUGUUCCUGAGUAUGGCAUACAUUGAAUGACAACCUACUCACAACUAUCUUUGUUCCUUUUUUAAUUCUUGAUAGUUCCACAAACUUACGAUACGAAAUGCAGCCUUGCAUCAUACUAACUGCUACACUAAUCUCAGCCUGAAAUGUCAACUGGUUAUUUGUUUCCAUAGAUGCUGCCUGACCUGAGUUCGUCCAGCAUUUUAUGUGUUGCUCUGGAUUUCCAGCAGCCUCAGAUGUAUAAAUGAUAGAAUCAUUCAUUGAGCUUAGCCUGACUAUAAUUUCUUCUGAUUGUAGAAACUUACUCUCAAAGGUAGCACCACUCUUUCACACUUUGACUGCUAGAUGAUGUGUGGUUACCACCACUGUUUUGUUUACUAAAACUUGAAUCAG
This is a messenger RNA of Hypanus sabinus (Atlantic stingray), 4049 nucleotides long. Its product is annotated as protein HEXIM1-like. The transcript has a single exon. The record is from RefSeq and is a predicted model, not a curated record. Bases 165 to 1121 code for a protein of 318 amino acids. Lineage: Eukaryota; Metazoa; Chordata; Chondrichthyes; Myliobatiformes; Dasyatidae. Gene Ontology annotation, molecular function: 7SK snRNA binding; cyclin-dependent protein serine/threonine kinase inhibitor activity. Gene Ontology annotation, cellular component: cytoplasm; nucleus; nucleoplasm. Gene Ontology annotation, biological process: negative regulation of cyclin-dependent protein serine/threonine kinase activity; negative regulation of transcription by RNA polymerase II.